UCAGAACUCCAUCCCCCGCCGGUCCCCGCGGCCGAGGCUGUUGUCUCUUCCUGUCCAGGGGAGGAGAACCCCUCCUGCCUCAAGUUGAGUGGAUUUAGGAAAGGGUCUCCGUUUUCUCGCCCAUUUUUCCCAGAUUGAGGGCUUGGCCGGUGCAGGACUGACUUCAUCCGUGCUUAGAGACUAAGAAAAAUGGCAAAUAUGGAUAGUGAUUCUAGGCAUCUUCUCAUCCCUGAAGUAGAUCAUGAAAUAAAUCCUGGACCUAUGAAUAUCCAGUUUGAUUCAUCAGAUCUAAGAUCCAAAAGGCCUUUCUAUAUAGAGCCCACAAACAUCGUCAAUGUGAAUGAUGUCAUUCAGAGGGUUAGCGACCAUGCCUCUGCCAUGAACAAGAGGAUUCAUUACUACAGCCGGCUCACCGCUCCUGCAGACAAGGCACUGAUUGCUCCAGAUCAUGUAGUUCCAGCUCCAGAAGAGUGCUAUGUAUAUAGUCCAUUGGGUUCUGCUUAUAAACUCCAAAGUUACACUGAAGGAUAUGGUAAAAACACCAGUUUAGUAACCAUUUUUAUGAUUUGGAAUACCAUGAUGGGAACAUCUAUACUAAGUAUUCCUUGGGGCAUGAAACAGGCUGGCUUUACUACUGGAAUGUGUGUCAUCAUGCUGAUGGGCAUUUUAACACUUUAUUGCUGCUAUAGAGUAGUGAAAUCACGAGCUAUGAUAUCAUCAGUGGAUACCACUACCUGGGAAUAUCCAGAUGUCUGCAGAUAUUAUUUUGGCUCCUUUGGACAGUGGUCAAGUCUCCUUUUCUCUUUGGUGUCUCUUAUUGGAGCAAUGAUAGUUUAUUGGGUGCUUAUGUCUAAUUUUCUUUUUAAUACUGGAAAGUUUAUUUUUAAUUUUAUUCAUCACAUUAAUGACACAGAUGCUGUACUGAGUACCAAUGAUAGCAACCCGGUGAUUUGUCCAAGUGCUGGGAGUGGUGGCCACCCUGACAAUGGCUCUAUGAUUUUCUAUGCCAAUGACACGGGACUGCAGCAGUUUGAAAAGUGGUGGAAUAAGUCUAAGACAGUGCCCUUUUACCUCAUAGGGCUCCUGCUGCCACUGCUCAAUUUCAAAUCUCCUUCAUUUUUUUCAAAAUUUAAUAUCCUAGGCACAGUAUCUGUUCUCUAUUUGAUUUUCCUUGUCACCUUGAAGGCCAUUCGCUUGGGAUUUCAUUUGGAAUUUCAUUGGUUUAUGCAAACAGAAUAUUUUGUACCAGAAUGCUGACAACAUAGAAUAACAAAGGAUUCUCCUCUGUAGAAACUGACAAACCCAAGAGGAAAGACCUAGAGUCUUGGAUAUUUGGGUUCUCCCAAAGAAAUGGCAAGUACCUUGCUUGUAUCAGACCAUUUUGAUGUUUACUAAGUAUACAUUUUUUUAGUGCUUCACUUUUAAAUAUUAAAAAAUAGACAAAGAUCACUAGAUAUUUGUGGAAAACCUCUUACAUGAAAACAAAACGGGCAAGAGGGAGGACCUUGAAGGGACAAGAAGAAUAAGAGGGAACAAAAGAAAAAACUUUCAAAAAAUUACCUUCUCAAAGUGACACAAGACAGUGAUAUAUCCAUGAAAUAGUAUUUGGAUGCCAAGGAAGGAAAAAAAGAAGGAGGUACCUUGGUCUUAGAAACCAAAAAUAUAGUAGAUGGGGCGCCUGGGUGGUUCAGUCAGUUAAGUGUCAGACUCUUGAUUUUGGCUCAGGUCAUGAACUCAUGGUCCUGAGAUUAAGCCUUGUGUUAGGCUCUGACCUGAGUGUAGAGCAUACCUAAGAUUCUGUCUCCUUCUCCCUUUGCCUCUACUCCACUCUUGUGUGUGUGUACACACACACACACACACACACACUCUCUCUCUCUCUCUCUCUCUCAAUCUCUCUCUCUCUCUCUCAAAAAAAAAGAAAAGAAAAAGAAACCAAAAAUAUAAUGGAAAUUAAGAAUGCAAAGAAAAUUUGGAAGAUAAAGCUAACUUCCCAAAAUUAUAUUAGAAAUCAUGGAUGUAUGGGAGGAAAAAAGGGAGAGAAGAAGGAGGGAAGGAAGCAAGGAAGGAAAGGAAAGAAGGAAGGAAGGAAGGAAAAACAGAAAAGAUAAGAAAAUUAGAGCAUUAAUCCAGGUAGCCCAAUAAUGAAAAAUAGUUCCAAGAAACAAAGAAUAUGAAGGGGGAAGAAAUUAUCAAAGAAAUAAUUAAACUUUCCUGCAAACCAAAAAACAUGAGUUUCUAGAUGUACAGGACCCAAAGUGCCCAGCACUGUGAAUGAAACCCAUACCAGAGCAUAUCAUCAUAAGAUUUUAGAACACCACAGAUAAAGAGAAGACCCUGAAAGCUUCUAUGGAUGAAGGAUAGGUCUGUAAAAAAGGUCUGGGUUCAGAAUAGUAUCAGACUUUAAUAACUCCAAAAGCUAGAAAAGUGUCAUGAAGGUCUCAGAAUAAAUUAUUUUAACCUGAAAUUUCAAAUCCUACCAUACCCUCACUGAAGUUGUAGAGUACAAUAAAGCUAUUUUCAGAAAAUAAAGUCUCACAAAAUUUUACCUUCCAGGAACUCUUUCUCACAAAAAACUGCAAAAUGUGCUCCACCAAAAAGCAGUAAAUUGCAAACUCCUCUGAGUGGCAGUGAAGGGAUAGCCUAGGAAACAGCUGUACAGCAGGCCUAGCGAGCACCCUGCCCAGACCACAGCAGCAGACAGAGCACCCCAGGAAGCAAUGUUUCCAAAAGGAAAAUGAAAUGGAAAAGAUUGUUUGAUGUGUUGUAUGGAUAGAGUGGGUAAAGUUUUACCAUUCUUCUGGAGAGUUUGGGGAAAAAUUAGUGUUAACUAGACAGGCAACCAAAAAGUAAAAACCUUCAUAUCUCCAUAAAAACAGGCCAACAAAAGUAUUUUUAUAUAAGAAAACAUAAUAAUAACUGAAUAGUACAGAAUAACCAUGAAAAUUAAAACACUGAAUAUUGAUUUUGUAAAAUCAAAAUUUGAAUUGUGAUUUUAUGGAGGGGUUAGAGAUGGGAAAAUGUGAGUGAUGGUAGUAAUAGAAAAGGACUAAAGUCUUCAGGUAGAAAAGCAAUGGAUUAUGUCUAAAAUUUAAAAAAUAAGGGAAAAGGAAUAUAAGCAUAUUAAAGAUAAGUUAUAAUUAGUUCCCUCUAGGAAACAGGAUUUAGGAUGGGAGGUAUGAAGCAAGAGAAUACUGUUAUUUUGUUGGGAGCCCUGUAAUACUAUUUAACUUUUAACAAUUAGCACACAUUUAAGACUGCUGUUAAGAAUACAUUUUAACAAUGAAAACCUAUUAAAUGCUUUGGAACUGAUUUCACAAAGAUUUCAGACACUGAUAUUCAAGGAUUAUGGGGUGAUUGUCCAUUUGAUAGCAGCAUUGUGUUCGUAUGCAACCAGAAAAAAAUAAUUUUCUAACUACAUAUGAUUUAAGUAGUUUUGUUAUUAAUGUUAUUAGAAGCAGACUGCAUUCUACCGUGCAUUCAUCGAUGCUUAAUAAUGUCUCCAAACAUAAUGGAAUUUUUCUUUUCAUAUUUUUAAUGUGUAGGCCUUACCAUUUUUUUGUUUUUGCUUUUGAACUUUUUAUUGAAGCAUAACAUCCACAUAUAAAAGUGCACAACUCAUAAGUAUUCAUCACAAAGAACAUACUAGAUACCUAGCACCAGAUAAAAAACUAGCACUCCAGAAGUCCCAUUCAGUAUGCCUACCAGCCACUGUCUCCCUACAGUGAUAACCACUGUUCUAACUUCUAGCCCUAAAGGAGGUUGUCAGUUGUUUUUUUAACAUCACGUAAAAGGAAUAUAGAACAUACAUUCUUUUGUGUCUGGCUUCUUCCAAUCAACAUUAUACUGUGAUACUGAUCCAUAUUAUGUCUGUUUGUAGUUCAUUCAUUCUCACUGGCAUCUUACUAUAUAACUAUACAUACCCACAAUUUGUUUUAUCUUUUACUGUUAAGGGACAUUUGUCUCCAGUUGUUUAGUAUUAUGUUUAUUGCAGUACUCUAUUCUCCUACAUAUCUUUGAUGAAAAUAUGCCAGCUUUCUCUUGAGUAUUAACCUAGGAGUGGAAUUGUGAGGUCAGAGGGUAUGCGUAUACUCUGCUUUGGUAGAUAUUACCAAAUGGCUUUCCAAAAUGGUUGUACACUUAAAUGGGUGAAGUGCAUAUGAAUUAUAUAUCAGUAAAACUGUUGAAAAGAAUUUCAGCGUUUUUUUCAAAUGUUUAUUUUAGAGAGAGACAGACAGGAUGAGCAGGGGAGGGGCAGAGAGAGGGAAACACAGAAUCUGAAGCAGGAUCCAGGCUCUGAGCUGUCAGCACAGAGCCUGACACCGGGUUUAAACUCACGGAAUGCAAGAUCAUGACCUGGUACAAAGUUGGACCCUUAACCGACUGAGCCACCCAGGUGCCCCUCAGGUUUUUAGGAAAGAUGCUCAAAAAGAGUUUUUGUUGGCUAAUUGGAAAAAGCUGGAUAUUUAUUCUAAUUUGACAAACAACACUGGUAUCACCUGACAUAGUUAGAAAAGGAUCAACUAACAAGUUGCUUCAGGAAGCAUUUAAUGGUAAUAGGGGUUGACUGCUUUGAAAGACAGGAAAGAUUAGCUAUACUGAAGAGAGCUUAUUGAAAACUAAUAGAUCUUAGCAAAAAGCAAAAUCAGUUUGAAGAACAAUUUAAAAUCAAAUUUUGACCACUGAUAACAGCUGAAGUCCUUUAUUCUGAAUAGAAAUUAAUACCUCUGAUUAUGAGUCAUACAUUGUCAAAAAAGACAUGGCUCACCGCCCUCCAGGAGCUUACAGUUGAGCAGUAAGACCAGUUUGUGAAUUAAUGAUCAUAAUGCAGAGAUAUAUAAAAGAGACGUAAUAAUAUAGAGAAAUUUCAUGUAAAUAAGAAUUAGAAAUCAGGGGCACCUGAGGGUGGCUCAGUCAGUUGAGCAUCUGAUUUUUGAGUUUGGCCUAGGCCAUGAUCCAGGGUCGUGGGAUCAAGCCCCGAGUCAUGCUUUGCUCUCUCUUUCUCCCUCUGCCCC
Messenger RNA from Panthera uncia (snow leopard), 5012 nucleotides. RefSeq names its product solute carrier family 38 member 9 (gene SLC38A9). Gene Ontology annotation, biological process: amino acid transmembrane transport. Gene Ontology annotation, molecular function: amino acid transmembrane transporter activity. The coding region runs from base 190 to 1257 and encodes 355 amino acids. Lineage: Eukaryota; Metazoa; Chordata; Mammalia; Carnivora; Felidae. The transcript is spliced from 11 exons. The record is from RefSeq and is a predicted model, not a curated record.